This is a messenger RNA of Sphaerodactylus townsendi, 2093 nucleotides long. It is a transcript of the gene SOWAHD, whose product is annotated as sosondowah ankyrin repeat domain family member D. The transcript is spliced from 2 exons. The coding region runs from base 429 to 1481 and encodes 350 amino acids. Gene Ontology annotation, molecular function: protein binding. Lineage: Eukaryota; Metazoa; Chordata; Lepidosauria; Squamata; Sphaerodactylidae. The record is from RefSeq and is a predicted model, not a curated record.
GCCCCUGGGGCCCCGAGCCGUCCAAGAGAGCAGCUUGAUCCGCCUUGAGCUGUAAGGAGAGCGAAGGUCACGCGGCCGCCCUUGCAACGUGCGGGAAACGCACCCAGGGCAAACUUGGGCGCAGAGGAACUCGGCUGGAAGCCGCCGCCAGACGCGGAAGGAAGCCAAGCGCCUGCAAGGGGGAGCCCGCAGCCCCGCGGCGUUUCACGGCGCCCACCCGAGAGCCCCUCCAGGUGGGGGAUGCCGGCCUCCGCCCCCGAUCAGCAUCCGCCGCCGCCCCGAAUGACGGUGCACCUGGAAAGAAUCAGGAAGCGCUGCAGUCAAAAGCUCAGGAGCACCCAUCUUACUAGCCGGAAAACAACGCUUGCGGCUUUGCAAAAAAUAAAACUUUACUUGUCGCCGGAAAUGUAGGAAACUUUGGAGGAAUAAUGGAGUUCGGUGGAGAGAAUAUGUCAGAACAGCAAAGGGGUGGAUGCUUGGACAGACAGCAGACAUCCCAGAAGCUCAAGCCAUGUGCACCAGAGGACAGCUCCCGGAGUCAGAUGCAGGCAUCUGUGGGCAGCCAGUCCCCCAGCACCAGCCUCCGGCCUGGGAGCUUGAUUCUCCGCCGAGCGCAGCAGUCCAAUUUCAACAGGAGCCUGAGCAGGGCCAGCAGGCGUUCACAUCACUGGCCAACGGGCACAGACUCAGCCAGGCUCUCCGUGGCUGGAGGCAGCACGAGGAGGAAAGGACUGAAAGAGAUCCUCCUUCAGAGCAGCGAGGCCAAACCCGUGUGGCUGGCAGCUUUGUCGAAGGGAGACACCAAUGCCAGCAGCCUCUCUGACGGGCAGCAAGGCCAUGACUCUCUUCUGGAAGCCAACUUUGAGGACUUGUCUUUAGCUCUGGACCCACUGGAGCAUGAGUGGAUGUUGACUGUGGCCCAGGGAGAUGCAGAGAGCAUCCUCCGGCUGCUGGACCAGGAUCCCAGCCUGUUCUCCAGGACAGACUUUGUGACUGGCUUCACUGUCCUCCACUGGUUGGCCAAACAUGGUCACCACGAGGACUUGAUAGAAGUCAUCACUUUUGCCGAGAAGCAGAAUUACCCGGUAGAUGUCAACGUAUUCACAGCUAGUGGCAGGCUCACUCCUCUGCACCUGGCCGCUCUUCAGGGACAUGAGAUGGUCAUCAAGGUACUGGUGGGCGCCUACGGGGCCAACACAAGCCUUCGGGACCACAAUGGGUGCAAAGCGUGGCAGUACCUCCGAGCAGAUGCUCCAAGGGAGUUGAAGGAGCUUCUGGGGGCUUGCGAUGAAGACUUGGCCCUGCUAGGAGCGUGCAACACCAACAACAACUGUGUGUCAUCCAGACGUGGUGGGAGCAACAGGUUCAAAGGAGACUGCAAGGACGUUCAAGGGGAAGAGAACAGCCACAGGCCCCUCACCAGGCUGAACUCUUUAAGGAACCUGUUCAGACAAGCAGUGGCAUUCUUCCAAGAGCUGUAGACAUUUGCUCAGUGGUGGAGGCACUUGGGUCUGUCUGCGGUGCAGAUUUUGACUGAAGCCAUCAUGAAAUGGUGAGAAUGCUGUGGGAGGAAUUGUUGGAGGUAGAUGAGGACACGUAGAGGUUAUCUUGUAAGAUGCUGGCUUCAGCAAACCUGUCCAGUCUUGCAGUUUGGCCUUAGGUAUGGGCCAUAGUCUUGAAGAAGACAAGGGUACUCGCACAUGAACUAGAAAGGACAUACACUGCUAAAAACAGUCCAUUGGAAAGAUUACAUGUACAUAGUUUAAAAACAAAUCCCAAAGUACUGAGUCAGGGAAGGAGAACUUCUGUAACAUGUGUAUGUGAAUUUAACUGAUCUGUAUAGAUUCUUAAUUUGUAUAAUUUAUUCUGGGUUUGGGUGUGGCAGGGAACAGUACUGAGCAAUUAAAACCUCAUGCUUGGAAAUCUUGGACAGGCCAUCCUUCAGCUACCCAGGUUUCCCAUAAGCAUCACCCACACACUUUGAAAAGUAUCUUUUUCUAAUCAGAAAUUCUGCAGAUCUGCUUGUCUGAAAAUGUGGAUGUACAUGGUGAUCAAUUGGAGCACUCUCAAAUAAAGCUCACAAGGCAUAUUAA